Messenger RNA from Pseudozyma hubeiensis SY62, 1689 nucleotides. RefSeq lists its product as hypothetical. The transcript has a single exon. The coding region runs from base 1 to 1689 and encodes 562 amino acids. Gene Ontology annotation, cellular component: cytoplasm. Gene Ontology annotation, molecular function: nucleotidyltransferase activity; double-stranded RNA binding; tRNA binding. The record is from RefSeq and is a predicted model, not a curated record. Lineage: Eukaryota; Fungi; Basidiomycota; Ustilaginomycetes; Ustilaginales; Ustilaginaceae. Gene Ontology annotation, biological process: regulation of translational fidelity.
AUGCGAGGCACUGCGGCGUCCCUGAGCAGCCUCCUCCUUCGACCACCACGAUAUCCGAUCCACAAGGCGCCCAGCCUCACUUCUCCCGCACAUAGACCCAUCAGAAGCCUGUACACCAUGCAGUUCAACGCCUCCAACUCAGAGCUGGGAUACCCAGACCGCACAUUCCGAACCGAGCUUCUUCCCUGCGAGUCCGACUCCACGGUUUCAUUUCAAGAAGCCGGUCCUUCACGGUACACCCUCAACGCCGAGCCCUACACCAAAGCGCUUCCGGUCAUCUCCUCCUCCACCACUCGCAACAGCCUAUCUAUUGCUGCCGAACACCUUCGAUCCGGCCAACUCGUCUCCUUCCCCUCCGAGACGGUCUACGGUCUCGGCGCAAAUGCACUCUCGCAAUCGGCAGCAUCCAAGAUCUACGCAGCAAAGAAACGCCCCGCCGACAAUCCACUCAUCGUGCACGUCUCCGACCUCGAGAUGCUGGACACGCUGCUGCCGCAGCAGUAUACGAUGAGCGAAGCGUACCGAGAGUUGAUCAAGGCGUUCUGGCCGGGAGCGUUGACGCUGCUGUUUCCGGUGGAUCUGGAGAGGCCGGCGGUACCGAAGGUGGUGACGUGCGGACAUGCGAGUGUGGCGGUGAGGAUGCCGUCGCAUCCGAUCGCACGUGCGUUGAUUGCGAGUGCGGGGUUGCCGAUGGCGGGACCGAGCGCAAAUGCUUCGGGCAGACCGUCACCGACGACGGCGGCGCAUGUGAUGCGCGAUUUGGGCGGUCAGCUCGACGCCGAAUCCGUCGUUGGUGGGUGCGAUGGGGAGAAGGGAAGAUUGAAGUACAUCUUGGACGGAGGUGCAUGUCAGGUCGGAGUGGAGAGUACGGUGAUAGAUGGGAUCACGGCGAAGGAUGAGAUCCGCGUGCUCAGACCGGGAGGUGUCACGGUGGAACAGAUCGCCGCGGUGCUCGACAAGACCGGCUUGGCGAACAAGGUGAGACUGCGAGUCUACGGAAAGGACAUGGAGCGAAGUGCAGAUCAAGAGAGCAAUCCUACCACACCGGGGAUGAAGUAUAGGCACUACAGUCCCACUGCGAGGGUGGUCAUGCUUCUGCCGGCGAAGCUCUUCGCUCGUGCUGUAGAAUCUUCGAGCAACAAAAGCGCUCCAGCGCCACGGGCAGGCUCUUCUUCUUCUUCAGAGAAGGUCGUUCAGUCGCUCGUCAGUAGAGACACCGACACCUCAAGGACCCCACAAACCUUUGCCGACAUUGCCAGAGAUCAGAUCUCCAACCAUCUCCCACGCGAUCGCCCCUCUUCCAAGUCGUCGACACUACACAUCGGACUCAUGAUGUCUUCCGACUCCGAUGUCGCCCGCCUCAUCUCUGCCUCCUCCCCGUCCUCCUCUUCCGAGACCACACCAUCAUCGUCUCGGAGCAUCCACCCGCAUCUCCUCCCACCCUUCACAUUACCCCAGCUCGACCACGUGGUCAUCCACGCCUUCGAUCUGGGACCUAGCCGUUCCGCCGAGGUGUACGCACAACGGAUGUUCGACGGCCUACGAACGCUGGACGAAGGACCGUUGCGCGGUGGAGGAGACAAGUGCGAGCUGAUCUUUGUCGAGGCGCUGGACGAUGCGGGUGUGGGACUGGCGGUGAUGAAUCGGUUGAAGAAGGCGGCGAGUGCAACGGUUGUGUUGGAUUGUUAA